AUUUGGUCUAACUUCCGAUCUCUCAUUGCUUCCUCUUUCUUCCACUUCUUCCUUUCCUAAUUUCUUGAAGAGGAAGACCUUUCGCAUCGCUAUAUAUCACCACGGAAUCAGUUGAAUUUAGGGUUUUGUAUUAGUUCUCGAUCGGCGAUGGAGCGAACAAGCAACGGAGGUAUGUUGUACCACGAGGUGCAGGAAGCAAAUCUGUGCGCCGUUCACUGCGUCAACACGGUGCUGCAGGGACCUUUCUUCUCCGAAUUUGAUUUGGCUGCCGUCGCUUCCGAUCUCGACGGGAAGGAGCGUCAGGUCAUGCUCGAAGGCGCCGACACCGGAGGCUUAUCCGCCGGCGAUUUCUACUCUGAGGAGUCGCACAAUGUUUCCCUCGGCGGCGAUUUCAGUAUCCAGGUCUUGCAAAAGGCAUUGGAAGUGUGGGAUUUGCAAGUGAUUCCGCUCAAUUGUCCCGAUGCAGAGCCUGCGCAGAUAGACCCCGAGCUUGAAAGUGCCUUCAUCUGCCACUUGCAUGACCAUUGGUUCUGCAUAAGGAAAGCAAACGGCGAAUGGUACAACUUUGACAGCCUCCUCGCAGCACCGCAACACCUAUCGAAAUUCUACCUCUCUGCAUUUCUCGACUCGCUCAAGGGCUCGGGUUGGAGCAUCUUCAUAGUGAAAGGAAACUUCCCUCAGGAAUGUCCCAUGUCGUCUUCCUCUGAAGCUUCAAACGGUUUCGGACAGUGGCUUUCUCCUGAAGACGCGGAGAGAAUAUUGAAGAACACGAGCUCGGUGCAGAGUCCUGUCACCAACAACAACAGAGGUAAUGACAAUGUGGAUCAGCAAAGACCAUAUCAGGCGUUGUCGCGGGAGGAAGUGCGGGCGUUUUCAGAGAUGGAAGAUGAUGACUUGAAGGCAGCGAUUGCAGCGAGUUUGCUUGAUGCUUCUGCGGCUGGUGCCAAUCUCGGAGCUGUUGGGACUUCUCAAAAGGAAACUAAUAAACAAAAGUAGGAGAGAGAAUAGAGAAGAAGCUUUAUUGAUGAGGAGGGUGAGGAACAUUCACUUUUGUUUGGUUUUGGGUUUUUUUUGUAUUUGGUUUGUUACAAACAAUUUUACAUACAGAACAUAAAAGCUUACAUCGAUAGAAACCAGAGAAUAAACGAUUUGUAAAAUGGUGUUUGUUUGAUUUCUUUUUUGGUAAAUCCCAAAGCCAUCUUAACUUCUGAGUUCUGAUAAUCUUAAACCAGAUUAUGAAUGACUAUAGAGGAGUUUUACUUCAUUUUUUCUUGAACUUGUUUGUUUCAAAAAUGAUCAUUGUUUCAAUUAUUUGUUUAUUUCAUCAUUUAAGAAAAAUAAAGUAUAUUACUUUUUCU
This is a messenger RNA of Thlaspi arvense, 1358 nucleotides long. The record is from the annotation of a GenBank genome assembly. NCBI's taxonomy places the organism in Eukaryota, Viridiplantae, Streptophyta, Magnoliopsida, Brassicales, Brassicaceae.